AUGGAUAAAAAUGGUACUGACUUUGAUCAUUUAAUUCAAACAUUAAAAGAUCGUCUUGGUACUAAUGCUCAUGCAAUUCAGUGUCCAAUUGGAGCGCAAGAUGCUUUUGAUGGAAUUAUUAAUAUAAUUGAGAUGAAAGCGUACCAUUUUGAUGGUGAACCAAAUGAGGAUUAUAAAGAAAUUCCGAUUCCUGAAGAACUUAAAGAUACUGCUGAAAUUAGAUCUGAAGUAUUCUUUGAUGCACUUUCUCACUUUGAUGAAGAUUUCUUUACGAAAUAUGCUGAAGGAAAAGAACUAAAAGUUGCAGGAAUUAAAAUAGUAAUUCGUAAAGCAACAAUUGCUGAUAAGUUCUUUCCAGUAUUAUAUGGUAGUACCUUUAAAAAUAAAGGAGUUAAAUUAAUGAUAGAUGCAGUUAUUGAUUACUUGCCUUCACUAUCAGAUGUAGCUGCAAUUAAAGGAAUAUUACCUGCCACAUCAAAAGGAGCAGAACGUCAUUCUAGCGAUGAAGAACCUUUCUCAGCGUUGGCAUUAAAGGUCAUGACGGACACUUUUGACGGAAGAUUAAUUUCUUUUACGGUAUACUUAGGAACAUUAUAA
Molecule: messenger RNA, 597 nt
Organism: Eufriesea mexicana
Lineage: Eukaryota; Metazoa; Arthropoda; Insecta; Hymenoptera; Apidae
Product: elongation factor G
Exons: 1
Coding region: 1-597 (198 amino acids)
Biological process (GO): ribosome disassembly
Source: RefSeq, a predicted model, not a curated record